Daphnia pulex (common water flea) is the source of this 6344-nucleotide messenger RNA. It is a transcript of the gene shn, whose product is annotated as transcription factor HIVEP3-like. Gene Ontology annotation, molecular function: DNA-binding transcription factor activity, RNA polymerase II-specific; RNA polymerase II cis-regulatory region sequence-specific DNA binding. Gene Ontology annotation, cellular component: nucleus. The transcript has 5 exons. Lineage: Eukaryota; Metazoa; Arthropoda; Branchiopoda; Diplostraca; Daphniidae. Gene Ontology annotation, biological process: regulation of transcription by RNA polymerase II. Bases 535 to 6009 code for a protein of 1824 amino acids. The record is from RefSeq and is a predicted model, not a curated record.
UCUCUCAUAUCAUCUUGACGCAAGUUAUUGGACUUUGAUUGCAUAGGAAAAGUUAAAAGCCGCUGCUGUUUUGGUUUGGCUGGGGUCGCCCCUAGUCUAUUUUCUGGUUCUAACGGAUCCGUCCAAAAGUGUCUGGUUUUGGCUCGUAUAUUUUAGGGCUUUUGUGUUGUAUUCAAUGGAGAAUGAGGAGGAGGGUGGUAGAAGGAGGAGGUUGUUGUGUGACUACAUUCCAUUUUGACUGCUGUUCUCCGCAGACCCGCCAUUGAGGCGCCAACGCGUUACCCUGCCGACAGUCUCAUCUUCUUUUCCCUCAAAAAAUAUUAUUAGAUUUAAAUUAAUUCAUAAUCAAACACAAUCGGGUUAUUAUAUUAUUUGGUCGUUUUAUUUUAUUUAAAAAAAGAACAAAUGGCGUAGUUGUAACACACACAAGUGGGUGAAUUUAGUCAUCCGGUCAAAUACCUUGAGGGCAUUAGCCAGAAGGAGAAAGGGGCCACAUCGUCGUCAACUCUGUAAAUAAACAAAGUGCAACUGCGGAUGGAGGAAUGGAAUGUGACCUUGCCAAACAGGUCAUCCGGCAAGAGCCCCCGUUGUCAAGUUGACGAUGGACGUUGCAACGGCAAUAAUAAGAAACCCAUGGCGCCUAUCCGAGCUGCCAAAGUCACGGCACCCGCCGUCUCACCGUCACAAUCAGUCAACGAAGCUACUCCGGAAGCCACUCAAUCCAGCGAUCUUGGCUAUUUGCACAAGAAAUUCAAAAAAGUAGCCGCCACUUUUUCAACUACUCCGGAACCGGCUCUUCCGGUGGCGGCUGAUCCCCCGACGGAUGAAUCAUGUGCUGUUGUUGUUGUUGAUCCAGCCAAAAAGGAGGAACAACAACCCGAUAGCAAUGGCUCGUCGAAAUCUUCCAGUAAAGGUGGCCGGUAUGUUUGUCACUACUGCCAACACGCCUGCGCAAAGCCCAGCGUCCUGGAAAAACACAUCCGGGCGCACACAAACGAACGGCCCUACCCGUGCGUUCCGUGCGGAUUUGCUUUCAAAACCAAAAGUAACCUCUACAAACACUGCAAGUCACGCACACACGUUCUCAAAUUGGAAGAAAACGGAACGGCCCAUCCGCAGUUAACUGGAUCAGCCGGAAUCAUCAUCGAUCCGGUCGAAGGCGGAAGUGACGAUACUUCAGACGACAAUGUUAUGCUCGACGACAGUGACGAAGGAGAGCCACUGGUUGUUGUUGUUCCGCCACAGCCGGCCGAAAUCAUCGUGUCCGUUUCAUCCGCACCAUCCACUCCGGAGAAAUUCAAAACGCCGUACAAACCCAAAUUUCAUAAUUUAAAAAGUUCAGACGACAUUUUAGAAACUCCACCGACCACCGAUGAAGGACGGCCCAGCCCUGGAUUCCUGCACGAAAGGAUCAGUCAAAUCAUCAGCAAGAAUCAAGCCAUUGUCGAAACGCUGGAUCCGAUUUGGCCCAGGCGAUAUGUCCGCCAAUCCAGUCGAGACAAUAAAGAAACGGCCAAAAGUCCCCGGCCGGACAUUGUCAUUUCAUCUCCAUCAAUCAAGAAAUCCGGUCUAGCCGGAAGAGAAAGAAGUUGCAGUUUAAGUUUGGUUCCGCAUGCGGAUCAGACGACCGACUCGAUGGUUCUGGCCGUCCCCCCGUCUGUUGCUCCAUCGUCUACCCACCGACUGUUGCAAGAGGAUGAAAAUCAGAGGAAGAGAUGCUACUCGGAAGGUCCAGCCGUCACGGAAAUUCGCCAUUCCGUCCGGAAUUUAUUGCAACAGUCUCCCAAGCCGCCGCGAACGGACGUUUUCAAUCCGCAAAAUCCGGAAGGUUCCAUCAUUAAGGAUAUUUUGUUAAAAAGUCGCGGAUUACUUCCGGCCAACUGCGAGGCUAAAGAAUCGGCGGUGGCCGUAGUCGAUCCGCCAACGAAAAUGUCAUCGUCAUUCACCGUGAGUGCUCUACUGAAUCCGUCCACGACCCGUGCCAAACCCACGGUCGAAUUUCCCCAUCCACAUAUCAGUUUAGAACCGGCGGAUGAUCCGGCAGAACGGCCGCCAUCAAAACGAUCCAAGAUUUCAGACGUUCCGCAAUCCGCUCCAUUUCCACGUCCGCCAGUCGAUCCUGAAAUGAUCCGAUCAACAUCGUCGUCUUCUUUUGUCUCCGAUCGAAUCCGGACGUCGCUUCCGCUUUUCGGAGGUGAAGUGGAGAUCCAUGAUGGUCCCCAGAGGACAGUGUUGCGAAUCGAUCCAGCGGGUUAUGUUGAAUCUAAUCGAUCCAACGGCCAAUCUACUGCAACCACCGAGUCGCCGUCCUCGGUUGUCGUGACAAAAGUGUCGAAUUUAAAUAAUUCCGGUGGUUUGUUUCGUCUGCAACCGCAGGAAUCCCGCAUUUCCGUUUUCCCCGUCAUGAAAACCGCCGAAACCAAAUCCGGCGGUGAUCCAGCCCGUGGCGUCAUCAUUCAUCAACCUUCCGUGCCUUAUAUUCCGGGAAUUCCCGGCCCCUACAGUUCAAGCGGAUGGCUUCCGGCUUCCACCAUGACGUCUGUCACCGUUUCCUACACCACCACGGCGUGUACCAGCCAAUCAACAACAACAUCACAACGUCCGGUUCCAUCGAUUACGGUGCAUCCGCCAGCCGCUAGUCUCCUACAACCUCCGCACCCGGAAGAGCGAACGGAUAGCGGAUUCGACGAUGAAGAUCCAUCCACUCAGGCGUCACCCAAAUUCCUUCGCCCCAAUUCUUUAUCGUUGCAGCCGGGCACGUUCAAUUUGAAAAAGAGCAACAUGGCCGGCCUGGAUCCCCAGAGCGGACAACCCAACAUGCUGUGCGUUUCGGGAGCCGGAAUGACGCUCAUCAGUCCCGAGACGCCUCGUCCGCGCAAGCUAUUUCGCCAGUUAUAUCUCAACGGCCACGCCUACACUUAUUUGGGCCUCAAAUGCUCGACCAGGGUCUAUUUUUGUUGCCUGUCCCGAGCCCAGCCCAUGUACGUCCCGCAUCAUCCCAAAUUGUCCAUGUAUUCGCAAUGGAAGACGAGAGCUCCAGCCUCAGCCGGCCCGCCGGGAUUGGAAGCCUCCAGCCCGACCCAAACCAUGUCCCUUUACGAUUCCAGACAACGCCCGACGACUUGUACGACGGCCCAAUCGACCGAUCACGGCCGGAUGAUUUUGACUCAUUCGUCUUAUUGGACCAAUCGCGACAGACCCACAACGACGCAUUUCAAAUUGCAAGUGGCACCCGCCGCCCAGGACGUCGUUCACAUUGAAAUUCCUCCUGCUCAAUCGACUCCGGAAGAAUCCCGUCCGCCGGAUCAAGUCAUCAGUCCAACGAUCCAGACGAAACCGGUUCAACCCAAACGAGUGCGGAUCUUUGCCGGCGGCUACAAAUCCACCGAAGAUUACACGUACGUGAGAGGUCGAGGGCGAGGCCGUUACGUGUGCGAAGAAUGCGGAAUCCGCUGUAAGAAGCCAUCCAUGUUGAAGAAACACAUCCGCACGCACACGGACCUGCGCCCUUACACUUGCCGCCAAUGCAAUUUCAGUUUCAAAACCAAAGGCAAUUUGACCAAACACAUGAAAUCAAAAGCUCAUCACAAAAAGUGCACCGAGCUGGGCAUCGUGCCCGUCCCUACCACCGUCGACGAGGCCAACAUUGACGAGGACAGUCUGGCCCGGCAGGAAACGCUCAAAAAGAUGAAACUGGCCGGCGGGUCCGGCAAUGAAGGCGAUUCCGAUUUAGACGACGAUGAAGAUGAAGAUGAAGAUGACGAGGAAGAUGAAGAAAUUGAAGGUGAAGAGGAGGAAGAUGAAACGGAAGAUGAUCCGCCAGUGACGACUAAAUUAUUGCCAACUGGACAAUUUGAAGAUGCCACCACAGCAGCCGAACCGGUUCGUGAAGAACGUGAGCAAGAAGUGGCCAGGAGUUUACUGGAUUUAGGUGUUAUUGCUCCAGCUGGAUGUAAACCCACGACAUACCCUUACGCCAGCCAUUUCCAUCCGCCGGAAGAGGAACAACAACCUUCGGUUGAAAUGAAGGAAGAGCCUCCAGCGCCCGUUUGUAAACAACAGCCGAUGGAUUUAUCCACUUCAACCGCUGCUUCAUCGGCUCUUUUGGCUUCCAUCUAUUCGCCCAUCGUGAGCGAAACGGCCGCUCGUCGAUUAUCUCCCGAAAAUUGCGUCCAGCCGGCCACCAGCGGCAUGCUGCAAGCCUACCUGACGGAAAAAGCUUUGAAGGAGGGACUGAUGAAACGUCACCAGGUCAAAUUGAUGACUCCGCCCUCAGUCGUCGUGGAAAAUCCCGUCGUCACUUUAUUCCCGACUCAAUCCAAAUCCAGCCGCUCGGAAUUCGUGGUGCCUCUGUCGUCCACUUGUCCGGCGGCCAUUCCGACCUCGGUGACGGCCUACAAAUUGACAGACGACGGCAAAACGGCGUGCAGCAUUUGCAACAAAGUUUUCACGAAACCAUCGCAACUGCGAUUGCACAUCAACAUCCAUUAUUUUGAGCGGCCGUUUCGGUGCGAGGCCUGCGCCGUUUCCUUCCGCACCAAGGGCCACCUGCAGAAGCACAAACGAUCCGUGACUCAUUUCAAUAAAGUCAACAUGAAUUUGACUUUCGGCACGCCCAGCACGGAGAAUCCUCGACCGUUUAAAUGUUCCGAUUGCAUGAUCGCCUUCCGCAUUCACGGCCAUCUGGCCAAACAUCUCCGCUCCAAAAUGCACAUCAUGAAACUGGAAUGCCUGGGCAAAUUGCCCUUUGGCACUUAUGCCGAAAUGGAACGAUCGGGAAUCAAUCUCAACGAAAUUGACACGACCGAUUGCCACAAUUCACUCGAAAGUCUCCAAUCAUUGGCCCAUCGUCUCUACAAACAAGAUCCAUCCAAAAUCCAGCAAUGGCAACAAGAGGCUCAAGUGGUAGCCGAGGCUAAUUUGAGGGAACGGACAAUUAGCGAAUCGUCGGAAGAAUUUUCGGAUGUUGCGGAUGAUGAGCUGGAUGAAGAUGGGGAAGAUAGCGACGGCCUUCCGGAUGGAGCCGGUGUCGAAGAAGCUCCUCCUCCACGAAAAUUGACACCAGUUGAAACACUUCCGGCACAGCCAGAAAUGAGCCAUCCGCCUCGUGCUGCUGCCGUGUCUCCAGACGCCAGGAAAGCUCCGCCUCCGCCACCAGCCAUGUAUUGUUCCGCUUGUGGAGAUUCGUGCGUUUCCAUGGAAGCGUUCCAAUCGCACGUCAUGGAAAAACAUCGGCCUCUGUCACCACCUACGACUAGGACACCCUUCAAGGCUUCUCCUCCCGCAACGGCUCCCGAGUCUCCCGCCAAAUUGGCACCACCGUCCAACAUCCAGCCAGACAUUGGCAGGUAUAUCUUGUUGCACUCGACUUGGUUUAUUCUUUUUACAAAUCUCAUUUACAUUUAUAAAAGGGUCGUCAAUUUGGCUGUGGAAUCGAGACGAUCUCCAUCCCGCGUGAUGGAGACGGGCCCCAAGCCUGGCCCACCCUGGAACCGUGGUCCAGGUGACCUGCAAUAUGCACAACCCCGUGGUGGCUUUUACAGUGGCCCAUCGCAUUCAUCUUCGACCAUGUGGCCACAACCGCGACAGCCAACGAUUGGUGACCUCAUGAGCCUGGGCAAUCCGCUGUCGGCUAUUCCACCUCAGUGGCAUCAGGAUCCAGCCGCCAUGGCCUGGAUCGCAUCCCGCCACAUGAUGCUGCCGGGUCAUCCGCCCACUUAUACCACUCCGCACCACUCUGGCGGCCAUCACACCACCAACGGAGUAGCCAUGCAGCCGCGCCUCUACAGUCCCACCUCCUCGAGUUCUUCCAUCGCAGCCAACGACGUCGACGUCGUUUUUCCCUGCGAACUUUGUGGAAAAUCUUUCAAUGCCAAAGACACACUCCGACAGCACAUGUUGGCUCACGCUCAACCGCGACCGUUCGUUUGUGAGUUUUGCGACGCUGGGUUCACGACUCAGAAGCACCUUGAAUCGCAUCUGGUUCUGCAUCGGCCUCGUACGUCCUGAUGAUGCCAGUUUGAUGACGUCACCCGGUGAAGUGUCCUCUCCACGAUGUAUAUCUCUGAUAUAUAAGCCUCACGAUUUUUCGUGAACCGAGAACGUUUGUUUGUUUGUUGUAAAUAAUUGGCUUUUGCUAUAGACACUGUUGGUCGCUUUCUUUUUAUUCUUGCUUGUAAAUCCCUUUUGCGGUAUUUUAUCACGUUCUUCAGACAUGGCGUAAUUCAGAAACAUAUCAGAUUGACCCUAAUCUUAAUCGAAAUGUAUAGAUGACAACUAAGUUUUGCGUUUACUUUAUACCUGCUCAAUCAAACUUGUUAAUAAACUUAUUUUUCAAUACGGGA